This is a messenger RNA of Xenia sp. Carnegie-2017, 2800 nucleotides long. Its product is annotated as dihydrolipoyllysine-residue succinyltransferase component of 2-oxoglutarate dehydrogenase complex, mitochondrial-like. NCBI's taxonomy places the organism in Eukaryota, Metazoa, Cnidaria, Anthozoa, Malacalcyonacea, Xeniidae. The record is from RefSeq and is a predicted model, not a curated record. Gene Ontology annotation, biological process: tricarboxylic acid cycle. Bases 323 to 1774 code for a protein of 483 amino acids. Gene Ontology annotation, molecular function: dihydrolipoyllysine-residue succinyltransferase activity. Gene Ontology annotation, cellular component: oxoglutarate dehydrogenase complex. The transcript is spliced from 15 exons.
ACAUUUACAAACAUGUAACGAUACUCCCGGGUUCAAACCAUUUACUUUAUUAUGUGUUUUGUAAUACCCACUCGACGGAUUAUUAGAGUUCGGAUAUUCGUCAUUGUUAAGUUAUCAUCACAGUACCCACAUUUUUCGAUGAUUAAUGAUCCAUUACCAAAAGGUGUAGUACCCAUUGAUUGUUUUUAUAUACAGAAAAGUGGAAUCAUACCAUAAAUUAGGCAAGGGCCUGGGCCCAAGUUAAUGUGAACUUAUUUAUGUAUAUAGAUGGUAUAUGAAAUUGCAAUUCUCACAAUAACUGCUAAGAUCUUAUCAGCAGAAAAUGCUGUUUCACAAAACUUCCAGCGUAUUGCAUCGGACGUGCUUUCGUGGAAAAUUUUAUGGAUUACCGAGACAAAAUCUUAUUGGUCUGCCAAGGACAACAAAUAGACAACUAUCUUUGUUGUACUAUAAUCCAAGGCAACCAUGUAGAGUUCGUAAUUACAACUUAAACACUUUGAGAGGUAAUAUUAAUGCAGUGGCAUCAUUCAAGGCAUUUCAUACCUCUGCUAUAAUAGGUGAAGAUUUAAGAACAGUAAAAACACCGCCAUUUCCUGAUUCUGUAACGGAGGGAGACAUAAGAUGGGAGAAAGAGGAAGGUGAAGCCAUUGAGGAGGAUGAAGUAAUUGGAGAAAUUGAGACUGACAAGACUGCUUUACCAGUCACCUCUCCUGUUGCUGGUGUAAUCAAAAAGUUCCUUGUUGAUGAUGGAAGCACAGUUGAAAAAGGACAAGAUUUAUUAGUUGUUGAUGCUUCAGGUGAAGGUGGGCUUACUACUUCUAAAGUUGCAGAUGAAACCGAGCAAUCCAAGGUGGAAACACCACCAGAACCUCUUCAACCCAAAGUGGAAACAUCUGAACGUACUGCUGAAAAAGUUGUUCCAAGGGAGAUACCUUCAGCACCUCCUCCUGUUCCAGAGAUCCCUAAAGAACCCUUAAAGAUUGUUACUCCCACUCCCCCACCUCUGCCUCAGUCUCCUCCCUCAACUGAAGCUGAUAAAGGUAUCCCUGGCACUGCCACUGGAGGAAACAGAAAUGAAACACGGGUGAAAAUGACACGUAUGAGAUUAAGAAUUGCGGGAAGAUUGAAGGAAGCUCAAAAUACUACAGCCAUGUUGACAACAUUUAAUGAAGUCGAUAUGAGCAACAUCAUGGAGAUGCGUGCGCAGCAUAAAGAGGCUUUCUUCAAGAAACACAACGUAAAGCUUGGAUUUAUGUCUGCAUUCAUCAAGGCAUCUGCGCAUGCGUUGCAAGAGCUGCCUGUUGUGAAUGCAGUGAUUGAUGAUGAUGAUAAUCAGAUCAUCUAUAGAGAUUAUAUCGACAUAAGCGUGGCUGUUGCUACACCUAAGGGUUUAGUUGUUCCUGUAAUUCGUAACGUUGAAACCAUGAACUUUGCCGAUAUCGAGAAGACAAUUAAUGCUCUUGGUGAAAAGGCCCGAGAUGGUAGUCUAGCUAUAGAAGACAUGGACGGUGGUACAUUCACCAUUUCAAAUGGUGGAGUAUUUGGAUCUCUUAUGGGUACACCAAUCAUUAACCCUCCUCAAUCUGCUAUAUUGGGUAUACAUGCAAUCAACGAUAGACCAGUAGCGUUAAAUGGAAAGGUUGAAAUCCGCCCGAUGAUGUACCUUGCAUUGACUUACGACCAUCGUUUGAUCGAUGGUAGGGAAGCUGUGACAUUUUUACGAAAAAUUAAGACAACUGUGGAAGAUCCCAGAAAAAUAUUACUGGAUCUUUAACUUAUAACGAGAGAGUAGCAUAGUUACAUUGCAAAAUGUUUUAAACGAUUUUUUUAAGUUGUCAAAUUUCAUACAAUGAUUUCACUGUGCAGUUAACAAACGUCCAAUGAUUUCACUGUGCAGUUAACAAACAUCCGGGAUCUUUGAUAAAGUCAUACAAUGAUUUCACUGUGCAGUUAACAAACAUCCGGGAUCUUUGAUAAAGUCACACAAUGAUUUCACUGUGCAGUUAACAAACAUCCGGGAUCUUUGAUAAAGUCACACAAUGAUUUCACUGUGCAGUUAACAAACAUCCGGGAUCUUUGAUAAAGUCAUACAAUGAUUUCACUGUGCAGUUAAAAAAACAUCCGGGAUCUUUGAUAAAGUCACACAAUGAUUUCACUGUGCAGUUAACAAACAUCCGGGAUCUUUGAUAAAGUCAGCAAGUACGCAAGCAGGUGUCUCUUGCUCUCUUGACUUUUGUUUGCCAAAGCUACCAAAGCUAAUGCAGUAAUUUUAAAGAUUUUUUCCCAAUUGUUUGUGAGCUCGGAGAUUAAUGCAAUUAUACCGUUGAUGGAGUAAUUGAGUAGAAAAAGUACUCGUAAAAAAUUUUUGUGUUGCAUUAUCAAAAAUGUCUCACUAAGACGCACGAUUCAUUUAUCCAGACUGCAGACUGUGGUGAAAAAUAGGGGUGACUCCGCCAGUGAACUGUAUUAACAACUGGAACGAUAACUUCUCUAGUUUUAUCCCAUGAUUGGUUGAAACCAAAUGGCAUCUAAAAUUUGCCAACUCCUCACUGAAAUAAUACAUGUUUGUUUUUGCUUCUUGGCAGUAGAAGAACGGUAGAAAAAAAAUUUACUGUCGUAUUUUUGGACACACUUUGUGCCAAGCUGUUUUAAUUGCGUCGUACUAAGUGUAUUCCACAGCGAGAUAUUUUCGAAGAAAAACAUCUGCAAGAAUCGAGAACCAUUUAUCAACAAACUAAAACUAGACGGAACUGCAAAAAAAUAGAUAAAACGUAUUUGAAAAUUAUAGCUUUUUAUACAA